UUGUUUCAUUUUAUUUGUAUUUAUUUAUCUAUAGGUUUGGCCCGAAUUCUUGUUGUCCGGGUGUUAAACAUCUGCCUUGCACGAGGAUUAGGGACACGGACUCGGUUUAAAUCCAACUGGAAGCAGCUAAAAAUCGGCCGUAAUAAAGAGCCUCAGGGGAGAUCGCGAUUUGUCUGGAAGGGCUUGGCUGUGCUGCGGGCUUGUGAGUGCCUGGGGUUUCGUUUUCCUGAGCCCCACACGAGGUAGGACUCGGAGCGUCGGUCCCGUGGCUUGAAACGGGAGGGGAAAAUGCAGGCCGGUCGUGGGAGGUAAUGGCCACCUACACUUGCAUCACUUGCCGUGUGGCUUUCAAGGAUGGUGACAUUCAGCGUGCCCAUUACAAAACUGACUGGCACAGGUACAACCUGAAGCGUAAAGUUGCUGACAUGCCUCCUGUCACUGCUGAGAAUUUCCAAGAGCGAGUUCUGGCACAGAGAGCAGUAGCAGAGGAGCAGAACAAAAUCACUGCCACUUACUGCACGGUGUGCAGCAAGAGGUUCUCCACCUUCAAUGCCUAUGAGAAUCACCUGAAGUCGAAGAAGCACCUGGAGCUGGAGAAGAAAGCUGUACAAGCUGUCAGCAAGAAGGUGAAAAUAUUAAAUGAGAAGAAUCUGGAAAAGGGACUAGCCCCAGAGAGUGUAAAUAAAGAUGAAAUGAACACAGCUAUUCAGCAAGCCAUCAAAGCCCAGCCAUCUUCAUCUCCAAAGAAGACACCUCUACCUCCUAGUAAUGCAAGUGGCUCUCCAGUUUCUAGGGAAAGCACCAGCUUGUCCCAGAGCAGAGAACGACCAGAAAUACCUCCACGGCUGCAGUGGUUUGAACAGCAAGCAAGGAAGCUGGCCAAGCAAGAAGCAGGGGAAGAAGAGGGUAAUGAAGAAGACUGGGAAGAUAUGGAUUCUGAAGAAGACAUUGGCUCCGAUGAAGAGAUGGAAAGUGUGGAAGAAGAGGAAGACGAGCAACAGGCAGAGGCUGAAAGCAUUCCUGCUGCUGGGGCCAUACCAGUCACAGACUGCUUGUUCUGUGCCCAUCACUCUAGAUCUCUCACAAAAAAUGUGGCGCAUAUGACAAAAAUCCACAGCUUCUUUAUUCCAGACAUAGAGUACCUUGUGGAUCUCAGAGGACUAAUCAAGUAUCUUGGAGAGAAAGUUGGCGUUGGGAAAAUCUGCAUCUGGUGCAAUGAAAAGGGGAAAUCCUUCUACUCUACGGAAGCAGUCCAGGCUCAUAUGAAUGAUAAAAGCCACUGCAAACUCUUCACAGAUGGAGAUGCUGCCCUGGAAUUUGCAGAUUUCUAUGAUUUUAGGAGCAGUUACCCUGAUCAUGAGGAUGGGAAAGAUGUGGAGAGUCCUGGAAAGCGCCUGGCAGAGAAAGAGUUGGAUUAUGAUGAUGACACCAUGGAGCUGAUCCUUCCAUCAGGUGCCAGAGUGGGUCACCGUUCCUUGAUGAGGUACUACAAGCAGCGUUUUGGUGUGACAAGAGCUGUGGCUGUUGCGAAGAACAAGAAAGCUGUGGGUCGGGUGCUGCAGCAGUACCGAGCCUUGGGCUGGACAGGGCAGGCAGGGGCCAUCUCUGCUCAGCAGCGUGACAUGCAGUACCUGCAGAGGAUGAAGUCAAAGUGGAUGCUCAAGACAGGAAUGAGUAACAAUGCUACAAAGCAGAUGCAUUUCCGGAUGCAAGUCAGAUUCUGAGUUCCAAAGAGAACUGCCUACAAUUGGUUAUGGGAAGGGGGAUUUAAUGGUUUUGGAUUCUCUUAUUAAAAUGGACUUGGUACCUAUCAAA
Cyanistes caeruleus (blue tit) is the source of this 1815-nucleotide messenger RNA. Lineage: Eukaryota; Metazoa; Chordata; Aves; Passeriformes; Paridae. The record is from RefSeq and is a predicted model, not a curated record.